Molecule: messenger RNA, 1384 nt
Organism: Emys orbicularis (European pond turtle)
Lineage: Eukaryota; Metazoa; Chordata; Testudines; Emydidae
Product: zinc finger protein 300-like
Exons: 3
Coding region: 1-1212 (403 amino acids)
Biological process (GO): regulation of transcription by RNA polymerase II
Cellular component (GO): transcription regulator complex; chromatin; PcG protein complex
Molecular function (GO): DNA-binding transcription factor activity, RNA polymerase II-specific; RNA polymerase II cis-regulatory region sequence-specific DNA binding
Source: RefSeq, a predicted model, not a curated record
AUGCAGGAGAACUACAAGAUUGUGACCUCGCUGGGAUUCCCCAUUCCAAAACCUGAGCUGAUCUCCCGCCUGGAACGAGGGGAAGAGCCGUGGGUCCCAGAUCUCGAGUGCUGUGAGGAAAGAGAGAGCCUGAGAGGUGACCACACAGGUGAUGAGGCAGUGAGUGAGAAGGAGAAAGGGAAUCAUCAUGAAGAAGUCCCUGGGAAAGUGGAACCACAGAGGACAUUUGUGGCAAGAGCAGAAGGGAAUUUUUCCCAGUGCUUCGAACAGGAAGAAGCCUGUGGAAAUUGGCACAGGUCAGAGAGGCAGCGGGGAAACCAACCAAGGAAGAAGGUGGAUGAAUCUAUUAAAUGUGGGGGAGGAGACAAGGAUCCCACAACCCAGCAGACAAAUUUCAAGGAAGACAAACGCUAUGAAUGCCUCUUGUAUGGGGAAGGAUUCAUUCUGAGACCACAGCUUGUUACACAUCAGACAAUCCAUACUGGAGAGAAACCCCUUCAAUGCUUGGACUGUGGGGAAAGCUUCAAUAAUCGCUCAGCCCUGAGUAAUCAUGGGAGAAGCCACAGAAGAGAGAAACCCUCUCAAUGCCUCGAGUGCGGGAAAUGUUUCAUUUGGAAGUCAGAACUAAUUAGACAUCAACUAAGCCACACAGGGGAGAGACCCCACAAGUGCGUGUACUGUGGGAUAAGUUUCACAUGGAGGUCAGACCUUGUUAGACAUCAGGCAAUCCACACAGGAGAGAGACCCCAUAAGUGUUUAGACUGUGGGAAAAGUUUCACACAGAGGUCAGUCCUUGUUAUACAUCAGAGAAUCCACACAGGAGAGAGACCUUACAAGUGCGUGGACUGUGGGAAAAGUUUCACAUGUAGGUCAGACCUUGUUAGACAUCAGUCAAUCCACACAGGAGAGAGACCCCAUAAGUGUUUAGACUGUGGGAAAAGUUUCACAUGGAGGUCAGUCCUUGUUAUACAUCAGAGAAUCCACACAGGAGAGAGACCUUACAAGUGCUUAGACUGUGGAAAAGGUCUAAUGUGUAGGUCACACCUUGUGAGACAUCAGUCAAUCCACACAGGAGAGAGACCCCACAAGUGCUUGGACCCUGGGGAAAUUUCACACAGAGAUCACACCUCAUUAAACAUGAGAGAAUCGACACAGGAGCUAAACUUCUCUGACACAGAGACAGAUGGUGUUAAGGAAAUUGCAUGUAAUUGACCUAGAUUCAACCUUUAGAGACAGGUUAGAAAAGUGUGUCCUCGUUAGAUAAACUAGAGCUUCGAGAGGUAAACCUGUAUUGUUAAAGACAUGGAAGAAGAUGGUAACUGAAGUUGUCUUUGUUUGGCUGUAUCUUGUUAGAGGUUAACAAUGGAAAUAAACAGUUCUUGUC